This is a messenger RNA of Sphenostylis stenocarpa, 294 nucleotides long. The record is from the annotation of a GenBank genome assembly. Lineage: Eukaryota; Viridiplantae; Streptophyta; Magnoliopsida; Fabales; Fabaceae.
AUGGCAAAAGCUAAGCUUUUGAGUUUUCUGGAAACAUGGAACCAUUGCUUUGAGUGGUUUGUGCAGGACAAGAAACGAAAGCUCCCAGAGGCCACAAGGCCACGAGCUAACAAACCCAACCGCAAAGCUUCAGAGAAACAAUUACUGGAACUUCCUAACAUAUGUAACUCCACCCUAAAGGAACUACUUCCCAGUAAGUUUACGAAUAGGCAGUUCCCACAACAUGGAAAUAUCAUUUGGUAUAACCAAUCAAGAUCAUCAGCACCAGCUUUAAUCAAAAUUUACAGUAGUUAA